This is a messenger RNA of Rotaria sp. Silwood1, 1572 nucleotides long. Lineage: Eukaryota; Metazoa; Rotifera; Eurotatoria; Philodinida; Philodinidae. The record is from the annotation of a GenBank genome assembly.
AUGCCAAGACGAAAGUUAUGUCAACAUCCAACUAUGCAUACAGGUUCUUCUUAUGUGGCAACAGGUCCACGUCGAAUCUCUCCUCAACUUCUCACUUUUAUACGCAAUCGUUAUGGUUUUGAAGAGAUGAAUAUUUAUCGAUUGUGCCCGCAGUGUCAUUCUGUGGAAACGAAGAUGAUGAAGAAACAACAUGAAAUGGAUAAAGAUGAUAUGGAUGUUAGUGAUAAUGAAUUAAGUGGAAAUAGUUCGAUGGAUAAUGAAGGAGAAAAUGAUGAUAAUGAAGAAGUGGAUGAUGGAAGUGAUCAGAAUGAUUAUGAUGACGAACCAAGUGAAGACGAGAUGCUUCUGGAAGCCACUUAUCGUGAAGAACAAGCGAUGGAGCAGCUUUCUGCUGUUUUUAACUUAUUAAAGAUAAAACAAGUCCAUGAUAAGGGUAUAUAUCUUCAUGGUUUAUGCGAUAUAAUUGAAGGAAAAUCUGUACAAGCAAAUAAUCCAAACCCACACGAGCUUCUUGUUCAAGAAUCCAAUGAUCUUCUGACGGGUUUGAAAAAUUUAUUCAAUGAAAGUGAUGCUUCAGAGCAAGUUCGUCUCUUAACCAUUGCGCCUAAGAAGUGGGGUCGCGAAAAAAUUCGUAAAUGGUUCGGAUCAAGCGAACAUCAAGCUCGUGAAUCACUUGUGCUUCGGGAGAACGAAGGUGUUCUUGCUUUUCCUCAGUAUUUCAAAGGCAACACACCAAUUUCUAAUGAUACAAUUACUAGUAUAAUAAACUUCUAUCGCGAAGAUGGUACUAGUCGUAUUUCAUCAAGCUCAAAAGAUACCAUUCAAAUUAAUCAAAAUACAGUACCCAUUCGUUAUAUGGAAAUGAGUAUCUUGGAUGCCUUUCGUAUAUUUGAUGAACGUUCUCCUGGUUUGGUCGGUCGUACAACAUUUUACUCAUCGCGCCCUCGAGAUUCAUGGAAUAACUAUUGUCAACGCAUACAGAAAAAGUCUUCUUCAAUGGAAUUAAAGUUAUUCGAUAUAAAAGAUCUUAUCAAUGAAAUGGUUUGUAAUGAUGAUAAAGAAGAUUGUUUUAUUGGUGAAUGUCAGCAAUGUUCAACCAAAUCUCUUAUUAAUAUUCUUACAAGAAACAUCAACGUUGACCUUGAUGAAAAUUGUUCUUGGACUAUUUGGCAAAAAUUAAAUAAUAAAUUUGAUCUUCAACAAACGACGGGUUCUGUUGAAGCACUUUUAGCUCAAAUAGAAGAACAAUGGUUCCCAUUUAUUUUGCAUACCUUCUGUAAUCGAAGUCAACGUGAAUAUAUUGCUGAACUUCGUAGGCAAUCAACAAAAACAACUUUUGUUGUUGCUCAAAUGGAUUUUUCUAUGAACUAUACUCUCGUUCGUCAACGAGAAGUACAACAAGGUUUCUUCUCCCAACAUCAAGCGUCUCUCUUUACAACACAUUUAACAAUUGGAAAAGAACACCGUGAUAUUGCAAUAAUCAGUGAUUCCAUGGAACAUAAUAUGCCAUUCGUUUACGGCGCUCAACGGAUCAUUACUGAUUAUAGUCUUCGAAGUAUUCAAGGUCUUUAA